This is a messenger RNA of Laetiporus sulphureus 93-53, 1746 nucleotides long. RefSeq lists its product as uncharacterized. The coding region runs from base 1 to 1746 and encodes 581 amino acids. NCBI's taxonomy places the organism in Eukaryota, Fungi, Basidiomycota, Agaricomycetes, Polyporales, Laetiporaceae. The transcript has a single exon. Gene Ontology annotation, molecular function: nucleic acid binding; zinc ion binding. The record is from RefSeq and is a predicted model, not a curated record.
AUGACACUCCAAGAAAAGUAUGGAGGAGUCGCAACCAAGGACCAAGCAUGGCAAACGCUACUCGACAAUCAGUGUAGGCAGAAGAAAGGAAAGGUCGACGAUUACAUCGGGAAUCUCGACAUUCUAUUCCGCUAUGCUGAAAUCGAUGACGACUACACCAAGCUUGUCCAUUUCAAGCGAGGCUUGGAAUCGAAGUUAGCAGAAAAAGUCUUCCUUACCUCGAAUCCUCCAACCACGUAUAAGGAUGCUUGUGAUGUGGCAAGACAAGUCAAUGAUCUUCGAACCGUCCAUAAGGGAAGAAGCAAUAUCUUCGACUUCAUCACACAUGCGAAUCAGGGCGAUUCAAUAAAUGAAGAAGAUUCGAUGGAUAUAGACGAUCCCAAUGCAAUGGACGUCGACAGGGCACGACGAAUACGACAAGUACGGAACCUUCCAGUCAAGAAACGCCUAUGCUAUAGGUGCAGGAAGCCAGGGCAUGAGAUGGACCAAUGUCCCGCAAAGGAGCCAAACAUUGAUCGAACCCUGCCCGUACAGGCCGUAUCAAAGAAGAAGCAGAAGAAGACUUCUUCAAUUAAGAAGAACGAUGCACACGCAUCUACCGGAUCAAAAGAAUCCCCAAAAGAUCCGUCAAUCACGAAGAAGAUGCGAAAGCAGAUUGAGCAACUGGUAACGAAGUUGGUCAAUACGAAGCUUGUCAAGCUUCUUCUCGGAGGUGACAAUCGAGACCACCAUGUCAAUCAGAAGAAGAAGGAAGCCGAAGAAGACGAUGACGAACCUAUGGAUAUCGAUCGAAUGUCUGAACAUAUUCUUGGCAUGAAUACCAUUCGAAUUGGCGCCAUACGUACUCAUUCAUCACAUCACGAUCAGACAGCCUUCCCUACGUCAAUAUGGAAGGAAGUACUGAUGUCAUCGCUCGAUCUCAGUCAAAAAGAAUGGCGUGGUAUCAAGGCCAUCGUCCAAAGGAAAUUUGACAAGAGACGGCAAGAAGACGACGAUGAAAGUACUUCAUCAUCUACAUCUUCCUCUUCAGUAGACAGCACGCCCCGACGACAUAUGGAGACAUGUCCUAACCAGAAAGGCAAACAGAAGAAGACCAAGCAGCGGCAGUCGACCAAGUCUGACCAGCAGUCUUCACCUUCCAUUAACCAAUGGAUCAAUCAGCCAUUCAAAGGGACUCGCGAAGAUUCUCGCCAUUCACAUCCUGGACAAGGGCAGUUCUCUGGUCGAUGCUGGAACUGCAAUCAUAUUGGACAUCACGCAUUUGAAUGUCCAAAGCCACCUCGGGCGAACGAUACUUCUGAAUACAGUAACCAAUCAAGGGCGCGACCACUGCGCAAGAAUGACCGAUGGAAUGCAGGACGAAUCCCCGAUUCGUUAUCACCCAAGCAUCCCAAGGCAGCCUACGCACGCAACUCCAGUAUCGAUUCUUCGAAUCCAAGCACUGGUAGCAAUGCGAAGCAAGGAACUCAUCCGAGUCCCUCAAGCCCUCCAGCGUAUCGCAGUGGACGUACCGUCGAGUUGUUCAACAGUGAUUCUGAAUCAUCAAGCGCCAAUCAGACUUCUUGGGCUGAUCAAGUCGAAAAGCGAUACUUGUCUUUGGGCAGUCCUGCACCAGAACAGUCAAGCAUCGGCACGAAUGAUCAAUCCUCCACUGAAUCACACGACAGCUCCACGCAUACUGUUUCAAGAAUACUUCCUUCCUCGAAGCGGAAGCGCAGAAGAAGAAGAAAGGAUCUUAUGGUUUAA